Molecule: messenger RNA, 1304 nt
Organism: Carassius carassius (crucian carp)
Lineage: Eukaryota; Metazoa; Chordata; Actinopteri; Cypriniformes; Cyprinidae
Product: gastrula zinc finger protein XlCGF7.1-like
Exons: 3
Coding region: 110-967 (285 amino acids)
Biological process (GO): regulation of transcription by RNA polymerase II
Cellular component (GO): nucleus
Molecular function (GO): RNA polymerase II cis-regulatory region sequence-specific DNA binding; DNA-binding transcription activator activity, RNA polymerase II-specific
Source: RefSeq, a predicted model, not a curated record
CUGCGAUUAUGUCAUCACUAGCGCGCGACGCGCGCGUUCACAGUCAGCGUCGAGUCUUCUGAGGAGAGGAAUUCAUAUUCACUGAAGCUCCUUCCACAAACACUGCAGAAUGAAACACAGUGAAGAUACUGAAGAACAAACAGAGUUGAUUGAAGAAAACAAUGAGAGAGAAAAAUUGAAUGAAGUUGAGGAGAAAAAUCAUGUGAAAAAUGGAGAAAAACCUUUGAGUUGCUCUCAAGCCAAACAGAAAGUUUUAAAGAAAAUAAGAGCCAAGAAAUCUUUCACCUGUACUCUGUGUGGAAAGAUUUUGACGAGCAAAAGAGGUCUUGAGCGUCACACAAGAGUUCACACUGGAGAGAGACCAUACAAGUGUUCACACUGUGACAAGAGAUUCAAUCAGUCUCGAGACCUGAAAACACAUGAGAGGAUUCACACUGGAGAAAAACCAUACACAUGUGAUCAGUGCGGCAAGAGUUUCACACAGAAAGUAAACCUCAAGAAGCACAUGAACAUCCACACUGGAGAGAAAUCAUCCAACUGUUCACAUUGUGGCAAGACAUUCAGUCAGUCUGGAUACCUGAAAGCACAUGAGAGGAUCCACACUGGAGAGAAACCGUACACAUGUGAUCAGUGCGGGAAGAGUUUCACACAAAAAGUAAACCUUACGACACAUAUGAGAAUUCAUACUGGAGAAAAACCGUACAUUUGUGAUCUGUGUGGAAAGAGAUUCACUCACCCUGCAAACCUUAAGGAUCACAUGAACAUCCACACUAGAGAGAAGCAGCACGCAUGUGAUGAAUGCGGUAAAACAUUUUUGAGAGCUCCUGACCUGAAGAAACACUUGCGAGUUCAUACGAAGGAGAAACCACAUUCAUGUUACUUGUGUAGAAAGAGUUUUUUCGUUUCUACAAAAUUUAAAAGUACAUCUGAAAGUACAUACUGUCAUGAAAGAGUUCAUGUGCUGUGAGUGUGAAAAGAUUUUUACUUCAGCUAAACAUUUGAAACAGCACCAGAGGAUUCACUCUGGAGAGAAACCUUACAAGGGUUCAUACGGUGAUCAAAGAUUCAGUAAUUCAGGAGAUCUGAAAACACACAUAAGUAUUCACACUGGAGAGAAACCUUAUCACUGCACUGCAUGUGGGAAACAUUUCAGUCGUUUAUCUGCUUUACACAGUCAUACAAAAAACAUUCACAGUAAGUAGAUCAUCUUCAGAUCCAGCACUUUCAGAUCUGACGCUGCAUCUUUACCAAAAGUUACACAAUAGUGCAAGCAAUAAAAUAUUAGCUGGAUAAAUCAUCAUCUU